Saccostrea cuccullata (small rock oyster) is the source of this 6367-nucleotide messenger RNA. RefSeq names its product integrase/recombinase xerD homolog. The record is from RefSeq and is a predicted model, not a curated record. The coding region runs from base 943 to 2007 and encodes 354 amino acids. NCBI's taxonomy places the organism in Eukaryota, Metazoa, Mollusca, Bivalvia, Ostreida, Ostreidae. Gene Ontology annotation, molecular function: DNA binding. The transcript has 2 exons. Gene Ontology annotation, biological process: DNA recombination; DNA integration.
AAAUUUUUUAUUUUCUAUAUUCCGGAUUUUGUUAUGCCUUCAGUUAAGAUUUUCGCCUUACAAAAUCCUUUAUCUCGGAUCACGUGAUCAUUGUUUACUGUAAUUUUAGAAGGGAGAAGAUUUUGAUUUCAUUUCGUUGGACUUUGAGUAUUUUCGUUGCGUUAUAAGGAAUUCUUUCGAGAUAAUCACGUUUCUCCAGUUGAUGUUGAAUUAUUAGACCAAGAAUUGUAAGUAAAAUGUGAAUUUUAACAUUUUAUACAACGUUUUCCAAACUGAUUGACCAGUGGCAGUGGCUGGUUUCGUAACCUCCCUUCUUACAUAACACAUUUGUUAUGACAAAAAACGUUUUGAUACUUGGUCACUCCUUUGUGCGGAGAUUAGAACAUUUUGUUUUAAACAAUUUGGACAGCCGAGUGAACGAAAACCUGAAUUUGAAUAGAGAUGAGGUUCGCAUUUGUUACAGUGGACAUGGUGGCGCUUCUCUGGAGAAGAUUCGCGCGCUGGGGAUGGCUUACGUAAGGGAACACCGCCCGGAUGUGGUCAUUAUUCAUGGUGUUUCUAACGAUUUGUGUAAACCCGAAAAAUCUGUUGACUCUAUUUUUAGACAGUUAAUUGAAUUUCUCAUAGACCUACGGUAUGGACAGUCUGUCAAAUCUGUGAUAAUUCUACAAACUUUACAUAGAAUUUCUCCUCUGAGGCGCACUCGUUACGAGGUCAGUUUACCGUGGUUUAACGGCAGGGCAGAUGAACUAAAUAGGAGGGUAUCAGAUUACACAAAGGGAGUUGAUGGUGCCAAAUUCUUCCGCCUUCAAGGAUUUUGGAACUUUUCCACUAAGUCCAGUGUUUACCUUGAUGAUGGAGUCCAUUUAAAUAGACAGGGGAACAUCAAGUAUUACAACAACAUCAGGGCUGUUGUUGUUUCUGUUCUUAAAUCUCUGCACAAUGAUGAAUGUCAGUGAGAGAGGGCGGCGAAGGAAAAGGACUGCUCCCCCUGCCGCAGCUGGAUCAGCUACACAGAGGGUGGUGAUGGAUGAGGAAGUGGACGGUACCUCCCAGAAUGAUGUGCAGCCCCAGGUUCCACCUAUACAGCCACAAUUGGUAGCAGCGGUGACUGAACAGGUGCUAAAAGCCCUUGCGGGAGAGGAGAAGAAGGGUACUAAGAGGAGCAAACCUCAGAAGGGUUCUAAACGCAAACAGCGGAGAACGCCAAGCAGCGGCUCUUCAGGUACAGACUCUGACAAUAAUGAUGAAUCUACAGAUAAUUCAGAUUCUGACAGCUCCUCAUCUUCAGAUAGUGAUUCCGAUGACUGUGAACUAAUUUCUGAUCCGACAACUUCGCAGAUAGAUUCUAAAUUGAAAAACAAAAUUUGGCAGAACAAAUACGUAGAUUUCGUCAAGUUGCUCCCAAGGGAUGAUUUCACUUCAGAUAAAUCAUUGCGCCUACAAAGCGCUGGUAACUCUGAAUAUAAAUUUGUCAAAUCAAAACCAAAAAAGUCUAUCAAAACAAUUGAGCAGUGGACAACAGCAUUUUUGAAAUUUUUGGCAGUAUAUUCGGAAAAAUAUCCAAAGCAAAUCCCAGCUGUUAUCAAACAUGGGGAAAUUGUUAGAGAGUUAGCAAGUAGAUCUUUGGGUCAGACAUGGCUUACAUAUGAUAAGCAGGUCAGGAAGGACAUUGAAGUGAAGUCAAUUCCAUGGGGGCAACUUCAUUACGAGUAUUGGGUAAUGGCCACCACUUUUCGACAACCCCAAACCCAACUCAAUUUUCGUGGGAAACAGGGCCAACCAAGGGUUUCAUUCAAAAAUAGAACCCCUCCAGGAUUCUGCUACGUCUACCACAAAAGUGGAAAAUGUUCAAACCAGCAAUGCCAGUAUAAGCACAUCUGCUUUCAGUGUAGGAAAACACACUCAGUCUUGUACUGCACAGGGGGAGAUAAACCAUUUACAAAGGGUACCGGUACCACAUCUCAGUCUAAACAAACAUCAAUCCCCCAAAACGCAAACAAAUAAAAAUGUAGUAACACCAGUUAAGGUAUCCAUUUUAAGGCAGUUCCUCGAAGGGUAUGAUGACAAUUUAAAAAUUUAUUUAACUGAAGGUUUUCAAUAUGGCUUCAAAAUACAAUAUGAGGGUCCAAGGCAACAGCGCUUUUGUAAAAAUUUAGUAUCGGUUCAGCAGCAUGAAAAUAUAGCUUCAAAUAAAUUACAAAAAGAAAUUUCCCUUGGUAGGAUUGCUGGUCCAUUCAGCUCACCUCCUUUUACAAACCUUCAGUGUUCUCCUAUUGGAAUUGUUCCUAAAAAAGAAAUAAAUGAAUUUCGGCUUAUUCAUCACCUGUCAUAUCCGGACGGAGCCUCUAUAAAUGAUUUCAUCCCUGAUGAGUUGUGUUCUGUUUCCUACGCAACAGUAGAUGAUGCCAUUAAACAAAUAAAGAAACUAGGUAAAAACUGUUUGUUAGCAAAAACAGAUAUCGCUUCGGCAUUUCGCAUAUUACCUGUUCAUCCAGAUGACCAUGAAUUGUUAGGGAUUCAAUUUAAGGGGGCUUUUUAUUAUGACAGGUGCUUGCCAAUGGGGUGUUCAAUAUCUUGUUCUAUUUUUGAGACAUUUAGCACUGCCUUACAAUGGAUAGCUUGUUCAAAGUUCGGUGUAUCCAAUAUGCUGCAUAUUUUGGAUGAUUUCUUAUUUUUAGGUCCACCUGAUUCCCCAGUAUGCAAUUUAGCUUUAUCUCAGUUCAUUUCAAUGUGUGAAGUUUUAGGGGUACCUAUUAAAUGUGAAAAAACUGAGGGGCCUUCAACUACAUUAAUCUUUCUGGGUAUAGAGUUAGAUACUAUGAACAUGGAAGCUAGAUUACCAAGAGACAAAAUAGAGAAAAUUCAGAAUGCUCUGCAUUCUGCCAAGCGACGUAAAAAGAUUACUCUGCGUGAGCUUCAAUCUCUGAUAGGCCUGCUAAAUUUUGCAUGUUGUGUUGUUGUCCCGGGAAGGGCAUUUUUACGGCGGCUUAUUACACUCACCAUAGGUAUUUCAAAACCACAUUUUCACAUUCGUCUGAAUGCACAGGCUAGGUUAGAUUUGAGUGCUUGGUGCGAAUUUAUUGAGAAUUUUAAUGGAAAAUCUAUGUUUAUUGAUGACCAUUGGCUGAAUUCUCAAAAACUACAUCUGUACACAGAUGCUGCAGGAAAUUUUGGUUAUGGUGCUGUUUUCGGUACUAAAUGGUUCUAUGGUGCCUGGGAAAACAUGGGUCUAAGACAGGUCUACAAUAUCACUUUUAAAGAGUUAUUUCCAAUAGUUAUUGCAGUAGAAACUUGGGGAGAUGCACUUGCAAACAAAUCAAUACUUUUUCAUUCAGAUAAUAUAGCUGUAGUAGAAAUUAUAAACAAAACUUCUUCUAAAGACACCUCUGUUAUGUGCUUAUUGAGACGCUUGGUGCUUGCUUGUUUAAGGCAUAAUAUUUUAUUCAAAGCGGAGCAUAUUCCUGGAAAAAUAAAUGUCUUACCAGAUCUACUUUCGCGAUUACAGGUGCAGAAAUUCCUUGGGUUGGCACCAUACAUGGACCGAUUUCCAACUACUGUGCCAAAGCAAUACCUUCAUGUUUGAAUGAGACUGCAUCUAAAUUGUUGGAAGCCUCAGUAACUUACAAUACUCAGCAAUCUUACAAGACUGCUAUGUCUGUUUUUCAGAAUUUUUACAGAAAAGUAUUUCACACCAGGCCUGAAUUUCCUACGGAAGUAGCACAGGUUAUUUGUUUUGUGUCUUGGCUACAUAAAGAAGGAAAAUCCCACAACACCAUCAACACUUAUGUUGCUGGUCUUUCAUAUUACCACCGUCUAAAUGGUUUCACAGACCCCACACAAUUUUUUAUUAUCAAAAAACUAAUUAAAGGUGCACAACAGCUGUCAGGUACACCUGAUAUCAGGCUACCUAUCACACCUCAAAUAUUGCGCAAAAUUGUACAUGCAGUUAAAAACACAAUCUCUGAAAAAUUCAAUAGGCUUCUCCUUAGGGCAAUGUUUACUCUGAGUUUCUUUGCUUUCUUACGCGUAGGAGAAAUAACAGCAAAAUCCCCUAGAAACAUUAAAAAUGUUAUACAAAUGGAAAACUUGAAACUGGACAAACCUUUGACAAAUCCAAAAUACAUGACAUUAACUCUUAGACAUUUCAAGCACAACGCAUCCUGUAGACCGGUCUGUUUACAAAUAGCUACUCAGAAAUGUAAAUCCAUUUGUCCGGUUCGUGCUAUGGUGAAAUACAUUGAAGCACGAGGUUCAGCUCAGGGUCCUUUGUUUACUUUUGAUAAUUGCAAUCCCAUUUCACAAGCAUAUUUUACAUCAGAACUCAAGAAUGUGGUGUUAUAUACUGGUCUUGACCCCAAGCUCUAUAGGUCUCAUAGUUUUCGCAUAGGGGCAGCUUCUUAUGCUUUUCACUCCAAAGUAUCUGAAGAAAAAAUCCGCCUUAUGGGUCGCUGGAAUUCUAAUGCAGUCAAACGAUACUUCCGUAUCCCAGUGUUUGAUACUAUUGAGGUUUCACCUACAAGUCAGACUGACUGAGGCAGCUGAUGAUGAACGUGUAGUAUCCCUCCCUCCCUAUCCCUCUUGCAAUCAUAAAUGUAUUAUUUAUAUUCAGACUGUCUGAGGCAGCUGUAUAUUUAUAUCAAUUCCAUAUUUUUACUUAGUGGCCGUUAUCCAAUACAGAAUUUUGUAGAUAACAGUUUUGGCUUUUUAUGACAUAAAGAGAUUUUGAUUUAUUUCAUACACAUGAUACAUAUGACUUUGGAUUUCACUGGACUUCGUAGUUGAUCAAUUAUGACUGUCUGAGGCAGCAUAAGUUAAUGGAGAUAAAGUGUAUGAACUCGUGCCAAUUUUAGACUGUCUGAGGCAGCUUUUAUUGUUUAUAUGUUUAUCAAGCUUUAGGGAAUAAUGUGGACAUUUUCCUUUAUGCACAAUUUGUAUCCAAUUGGUUUUUUGUGUAGCAUUUUACAUUUUUUUUAUACGGGUGUUUAUGUUUUACAUGUAUAAAGUACUGGAUAAACUAUUGACUGUCUGAGGCAGCAUUGUCUAUCCAGUCGGACUGAAUUUGUACGGGUAUUGUUAAAUAAGUUGCAUUUACCAACAUCUCGUUUUUGCUUGUAUAAUGUAUGGACAGGUUUUGUUUUUUAGGUUCAUACCUUUUCCUGACAUUUUCUUGAUGUAUGUUGUACUUGAUUUUAACGCUACUCAGGAUUUAUGUUUCCAAGAACUGUUUAAGCAAUAGACAUUAGGUAUGUGUUACCCUGUCAUACUGAUAUCUCCCAUUUUUCUCCCAUUCAUCUCCUCUGGAUGGGGCACUUGUCUCUAAGCUACUGUUUUCGACAAGUUUGUGGCAUGUUUUUUUAAUCAAGUCCCAUCUUUUUUGCCAUUUUUAGUCAUGUGUGUUUUUAUUGUGUACAUACUUAGAGUUCUAUAUGCAUUGUUGUUCUAUAUUAAUUAGGGCAAAUUUAAGAUAUGCAUUUCCUUUUUUAUUGUAUGUACCUUUUUGGUUGUUUUUAAUUUUUCAUUGUGACAGGUGUAACAUAUAUUUAAUAUCAAACAAUACUGCUGUAUAUUUCAUUGGCAUUUGUAAUAAAUGCUCUUUUCAAUUCAAAUACUUGUUGAUAUCAUUUUUGGCAAAAAACAGAGCAGAGUAGAUUCUGGCAGAAAAACAGAGGAUUGGUAUUUGAUGUAAAAAAUAGACGAUGGUAUAAUUGUAUUUAUGUGAAGCAUAAAGUAAUUUAUACCAUCUCUAUUGUAAAAUUUUUUAUUUUCUAUAUUCCGGAUUUUGUUAUGCCUUCAGUUAAGAUUUUCGCCUUACAAAAUCCUUUAUCUCGGAUCACGUGAUCAUUGUUUACUGUAAUUUUAGAAGGGAGAAGAUUUUGACCCUCCUCCUCCCCUUCAUCCACCGGUGCUUAUUGUGUGUUCAAAUGAAGCUAGUCAUAUCAUGUUUUGUCAUUUUGCUCAAUCUGUAUUAUACUUGUUGGCUAUUCAAGAUUGUAACUAGUUCUUUUUCUACAAUAACUUUUAGGUACUUAAAUUAAGUUAGUGCCAAUAUUGUUUUUAUUCAAGCUAGUCCCAAUUCUUUUGCCAUUUUAUUUUUAAGUAUGGGCAUGUUUUUUUAAUCAAGUCCCAUCUUUUUUGCCAUUUUUAGUCAUGUGUGUUUUUAUUGUGUACAUACUUAGAGUUCUAUAUGCAUUGUUGUUCUAUAUUAAUUAGGGCAAAUUUAAGAUAUGCAUUUCCUUUUUUAUUGUAUGUACCUUUUUGGUUGUUUUUAAUUUUUCAUUGUGACAGGUGUAACAUAUAUUUAAUAUCAAACAAUACUGCUGUAUAUUUCAUUGGCAUUUGUAAUAAAUGCUCUUUUCAAUUCAAA